UUUGACAUAAACUACUUGAAAGUUGAAAUCUUAUUUGUAUUUUUGUUAUAUUUAGUUUUCGCGGUAUUUUAUUGCGAGUUAAGACUAUAAUCCUUUUAAUAAUAUGGAUCACGAGGAUAAUAUAGAUGUUUUCGUUCAUAAGUUACAAAAUCGUAAGGGUGCAUCGUUUUCUGUGUACCGUGAAAGCGGAAGCAAUUCCAAGGAUUAUGACGAAUUGAGAGUGGGAGAUGUUUUGAAAACAAUUUCGAAACAAAUAAUGACUAUCAAAAAUUCUGAUCGUCUUAACCAAGAUGUGCGAAAAAAUAUUACUUUAUCUAGUCAUAAGAAAUGUGGAUUCAUACCUCUUGCUUCAAUUCAAGCGGAGACAUCGAUGAACACUGAAAACAAUUUUGAUUCACAGUGCAGUAUGGACACUCAAUUGAUUGAUUUUGUUAGAAAAGCUGAAGCUAUGAUACAAGAAGAAAAUGAUAGAGAAAAAAAUAAAUUGACAUCUCCCAGAGAUGUGGCUAGUGAGAAAGAAAGAAUAGUUUUGAUGGACAACACAAAACAAUAUAUGCCAGAACAGCAUAAGGUACUAAAUAUUACAGAAGAAAGACAGUGCGGAGGAAAAAUAAAUGAUAAAUGCUGUGAGGUCGGAAAUAAGGAAGAUAGUAAUGACAUCACAGAUUUACAUAACAAAUCUAACUCAGGUGAUAAAUUGGAAGCACCCACAAGUCCUAUAUUGAGCUCGUCGAGAUCUACGUCCAAGCCCUUAGUAUGUAUGUUGGAAGAAUUUGACAAUUUCGAAAAGCUAGCUGUGCCUGUAUUAAGGAAAUUUACAGAUUUCAACGAAGCAAAACGUGCUAUCCACACACAGGUGAAAGCUAAAAACUUUGCCAUCCAAAGUCAUUCGGAAUCAGUUAAAUAUGAUCGUGACAAGGGUAUUCAAAAUGUACUCGGUGCCACUCGCAAUGCUGUCAAUCAAGCUGAUGAUUGCAUGCAAGUCGGUGAUGAUAUACGGACACAGUAUAGUUUUGAUGUCAAAGUUACCAAUGAAGACAAAAUGCUGUUCGAUAGUGAUGAUGAAAUAGAUGUCUUGCCGUUGACUUGUGCAUUAGAAACAUAUGACGAACCUGGACUCCUCGACAAAACUCUAUAUGUUGGUUUCCAAACAGCCAGCAAUAGGUCCAUACAAAUUCUGGCUGACUCUUUCAAUAAGGCGAGAUGUAUUUUUGAUGAUGUCAGCCGAAAAGUCGCUGACAAAUCGGUGACUGAACUAGUUCAGGAUAUAGACAGGAAAUGUCCAGAUGGAUGUCAUUCCACAGUGAAUAUCAAAGAUAAAUAUAGAUUGAAUAAUCUGCGAGACACGUCAGAUAAUCCUAGAGGGAUUGUCGAAGAAUUUUGCAAGAAAGAGGAUAUUAUUGAGAUAGUUGAUGAGAAAUCAGUUGCGUGUGGAACUGCUCAUAAUAACGCAGAAUAUAUAGACGAACAGUUAAUAAAGGAAUUUGAUGUGAGUGUAGUUUGCGAUAGUGAUGUAUUCGAUAAUAAAAAAAUAGUAAGCGAUACACAAAAUAGCGAUAAAAUGUGUAUUGAAUCGGGAUUGAAAAACGAUGAAAAUGACGUUAUUAAUAUAAGUUCUGAAGAACACAAUAUAGCUCACACAAAAAGCUCUUCGACAAAAUGUCGCGGUUUAUUAAUUGAAAAUAGAGAAACGAAAGUUAAUAAUUUUGUUGGAUUCAGGACCGCGAGUGAUAAAAAGAUUGCAGUAUCAGAUGAGGCUGUCAUAAAGACGAGAAACGUUUUUGACAAUAUCGACGAUCUCGAACUUAGUGGAUAUAGAUCAACAAAAGAAUGCAACGAACCAAAAUCUGUUGAAAAAUUUACAAAAAACAAACCAAAUUUACACAAUUCCAAAAAUACUGAAGUUACGAAAGAUGUUUUUCGUAACAAUAAAUCCAUAGACACAGAAAGGUUCAGAGGUUUUCGCACUGCGAGCAACAAAAAUGUGUAUAUAUCGAAAAGUGCUUUGGAAAAAUCCAAAAAAAUCUUCGAAGAUAUUGGAGAAAAUGAAGACGGAUUUAGAACUGAUGAUACAAAGAAACAUGAUGAGGAUAUGGAAAGAAAUAAAAUGUUUAAUAAAAUUGCACCAUCAGACAAUGGAUACAAAACUCAAACUACAAUGCAAGGCUUCAUAACAGCUAGCAAGAAACCAGUGACUAUAUCAGAAGAAGCUCUAAGUAGAUGUAAGAAAAUUUUUCACGAUAUUUCAUACGGAGAUGGGAUACAAAAUACGUCCUAUUCUCAGGACAACAAGGUUCAAAAUAUAUGUAAAGUAAAAUCUGAUAAUAUAACUAUAGAAAAAGUAGAACAUCGUCUAAAAAGGAAAGAAAGUUUGUCGAAAUCAGAAACUAUUGAGAAUUCAUCGGUUGUAGGAAUUCAAAAUGCGAAUAAUUUGAAGAUAUCAAAAGACGAAGGCAUGAGAAGUAAGAUAUCGGACAAUAUCAAUUAUAAAAAUAAAGAAAAUUUGUGUAUACAAACCUCUUUCGUUGGAUUCCAAACUGCGAGUAAUAAAAAAGUAAAAAUAUCUGAAGAAGCCCUCAUUAAGAGUAAGGAAUUAUUUCGGAGCUUGGACGAGGAUGGUGAUCAUACAGCCACAAAGAAGUUUAAAGUCAAUGAAGGUUUUAUAGGCUUUCAGACGGCAAACAAGAAACCCGUCAAAGUAUCGGAAGAGGCUUUAGCGAAAAGCAAAAAGAUUUUUGAAGAUAUAGAUUUGAAUAAGGCAGAAAGUGGAUUUGAUCCCAACGUUCUGAUAAGCAACAAACAAGCAAAAAUAUCAGAAGCUGGUUUUGAAAGUGGAGAGAAGCCCCAAAGCUGUGACCAAGAACUUAAAAAUCAUAUAAAAUCCAAAUUAAAAACCAAUUCCAUUAUAAAAAAUAAUCCAAAAGAUACAAAAGAUAAUAAACCUAAUGAUAAAGAUAAAGAUAUAACUCAGUUCGAGCUGAAUAUAGACGAUCUUUUGAAUACAGAGGUUAUUAAGAAUUUUGACGAAUCCCUACACAUGGAGGAAAUAGUAAAAGAUACUCCGAAGUCGAAGAGAUCUGGCAGCCCAAUACUGUCUUGUCCUAGAGCCAAGAAGAAAAAGUUCGAACCCCCGAGGAGCAUUAAUAGAAACAUCAUAAAUAACGUAGAAGUUCCAAAGACCACACACUCAUACAAAUUCAGAGACUCCUAUAAGAGAACGAAAAUAUAUAAAUUAAAAGAUCUCAAGAAGAAUCGCAUAACAUCCAGAGACAUAGAUAUUUAUAUUCUGAAGUAUUCCUUCGAUAAUCUACUCGAAUUCCGUUUUCGUGAUCAGCGAAAUGACAUUGACAGUGACGUGUGGGGCACAGACAAAAUAAAGGAAUAUUUCACAGACAACGUAAACAUUAAGAUCGUACCGGAAGGCUGGGUGGAGAACCACAUGAGACUGAUCAUAUGGAAACUCCUUUGUUACGAAACCUUCUUCGGGGAGUCCAUGAGGAACGUGUGUUCAGUUAAAAAUGUUCUGGAACAGCUGAAAUACAGAUACGACAAGGAGUUGUAUAACGUUGAGAGACCGGCGUUGAGGAGAAUAUUGGAGAGAGACGAUCUCUCCACUAAGAUGAUGGUUCUCUGUGUCGCUAGUAUUCACGAAGCCGGCGUUAGUGUUCGUAGUGUUACCAAUGACAGCAAAAACGUGGAACUGUUACUUACGGACGGUUGGUAUUGUUUAAAGGCGUGUGUAGACAGAAUGAUAGAAAAACUUAUCGUCGAUAGGAAAAUAGUUGUUGGUAUGAAACUAGCGAUCCAUGGAGCGGAAUUGUUGAAUUGUGACCAAGGGAUGUCUCCCUGGGAGGAUAUAAAUUCCGUGCGUCUCAAGUUGUCCGGAAAUUCAACGAAACGCGCGCGUUGGGACGCCCGCCUCGGUUUCCAUGGCAACGCCGCCAUGUUGACUCCGCUGUCAGCUGCCAGGCUGGAUGGCGGGAAAGUGUCGAAGCUGAGAGUGUUCGUGACUAGAGUGUAUCCGACCUUGUAUGUCGAGAAAUUUGAAGAUGGCAGUACCGUAACUCGUUCUGAACGCCUGGAACUCCUGCACCAGAUGAAAUAUGAAGCAGAGAAACAGAUGCAGAUGGAGAAACUUUAUGAAGAAGUGGAGAAGAUGAUUGAAACGGAAUCUCAAGAUUCAGAACAAUUAACACAGAACUACAAUCUUGAAACCGGCUCCCAAAUAGCAAAGCUGAUGAUGAAGAACCAAGACCCAUCAGAGUUGAAGGCUACCCUCACAUCAAGUCAAGUGCAACGACUAAAUGAACACACACAUAGACAGAAGGAGGCUUUGAUACAGAAAAUACAAGACAAAGUCAAGGAUCUGAUGAAGAAGAGAGGAAUCAAUGUGUCCAGGAGUGUGGUGCCCUUAAUGAAGAUACGGGUAGCUGACCUACGAGAUGAUGUUACUACAGCUCUUAUAACAAUAUGGCGACCGAACGAAUCGCUACAUGAAGUGAUCAGAGAGGGCGCUUGGAUCGAUGUCUAUAAUGCCGUACCUACAUCGAUUCGAUAUUCUGAGAUCCAGAUAUCAGCGGGGCGGCAAUCGAUGUUCUGUAAGUCGAAAUACAAAGAGACAGACAGAGAAACGAUAUUAAAACAUACAUUAGAAAGGAAAUGUUACAAUAUAAAGGAUUUACAGAGUUCAAAGACCUCGCCGUACAACGAAAUAGACACAUUCGGCGCAAUAUUCCUCAUAGAGCCAGAGAAUUUUGACAGUAACAAACAAUUAUUCCAAAAUAUAUAUAUAAGUGGGAUAAAUAAAGAUAUUAUAUCUAUAAAUUUCUGGGGUGGCAUCAAAAAAUUUGGCUACGAAAACAUACUGAAUGUUGGAAAUGUCGUUGCCUGUGUUAAUAUACAAAAGAGGGCUGGCAACACCAAAAGCAUACCUCAGUAUAGGGCCACAGAAUUAUCUUACUUCACAAAAACGCCGAAAUACGACUCACUGAAAACAUAUUUGACAGAUUUUCUAAAGAAAUACAACAAAAUGGACGGUGUAAAGUUCGUGCGGGACUGUGUAGCGUUGAAAAACAAUUACAGUAACAUAAACAACGACGUGUCGCCGCUUAGACACUGCAGUGAACUUAAUCUAUCGAGAAACAAAAUGUUUCUAGACUCGCCACUGACAAGGAAUUCAAAUCUAAAUAUCACAGGUUCGGCCCUGGAGCCGGGAUCUAGUGAAGAAACAAUGUUAAGGAAGAAGAAAGAAAGCGAACGGAGAAUCGAUAAAUUAAAAAAAUACGGCGAACCGCCGCCAUUAAAUCAAAUACAUAUCAGGAAUAGAGCCCAUAUCACGCCGUACAAAAGCCCGCUAAUUUCUAAUGACGUUUCAAUACGCGUUGCCAACAUUGAUAAUGAUGUUGCCAGCAAUAAAAUAUCUAGUCCAGUUUUAAAUAAAACCUUCGUUAAAAUUAAUCCUGUUAAACUAAAUUUUAAUGUGGAUAAUAACGAAGAACCAGAAAGUCCGCCUUUAAGUUUAGACACUUCUUGAUUAUUUUAGAAACAUUGUUGUAUCGUUGAACCAUUUUUUAUUUUAUAUUUGUUUACUUCUGUUAUAUAAUAUAAGAUUUAAUAAAGAUUUUUUUUAAACAUAAAUUAUUUCUUUUAUCUA
Molecule: messenger RNA, 5653 nt
Organism: Danaus plexippus (monarch butterfly)
Lineage: Eukaryota; Metazoa; Arthropoda; Insecta; Lepidoptera; Nymphalidae
Product: breast cancer type 2 susceptibility protein homolog
Exons: 9
Coding region: 104-5533 (1809 amino acids)
Biological process (GO): regulation of DNA-templated transcription; double-strand break repair via homologous recombination
Cellular component (GO): nucleus
Source: RefSeq, a predicted model, not a curated record